GGCUGUGUACUAGGGCUGCUUGAUUGUGGGAAAAAAUCAUAAUCACAACUAUUUUGAUCAAAAUUGAAAUCACGUUUAUGCAAACGAUUACGCGGCGCACAGGAUGAUUUAUAUUGUUUACAGACAUCAUGUCAUUUCUGUCUCUACAUAAUAGCGCAUUUACAAUUCUCCUCUGUUCUCUGUAUUGUGCACACAGAGUUCGGCCCCGAUGCGCACACACACAAACACGCGCACAGAUACGAGCCCACGCGCACACAGACACAUGCGCACACAGACACGUGCACACAGACACAUGCGCACACAGACACGUGCACACAGACACAUGCGCACACAGACACAUGCGCACACAGACACAUGCGCACACAGACACAUGCGCACAGACACAUGCGCACACAGACACGUGCGCACAGACACAUGCGCACACAGACACAUGCGCACACAGACACAUGUGCACACAGACACGUGCACACAGACACGUGCACACAGACACAUGUGCACACAGACACAUGUGCACACAGACACGUGCACACAGACACGUGCACACAGACACGUGCACACAGACACAUGUGCACACAGACACGUGCACACAGACACAUGUGCACACAGACACAUGUGCACACAGACACAUGCGCACACAGACACAUGUGCACACAGACACACGUGCACACAGACACGUGCACACAGACACAUGCACACACAGACACAUGCGCACACAGACACAUGCGCACACAGACACAUGUGCACACAGACACAUGCGCACACAGACACACGUGCACACAGACAUAUGCGCACACAGACACAUGCGCACACAGACACAUGUGCACACAGACAUAUGCGCACACAGACACGUGCACACAGACAUAUGCGCACACAGACACACGUGCACACAGACAUAUGCGCACACAGACACGUGCACACAGACACGUGCACACAGACAUAUGCGCACACAGACACAUGCGCACACAGACAUAUGCGCACACAGACACGUGCACACAGACACAUGCGCACACAGACACGUGCACACAGACAUAUGCGCACACAGACACGUGCACACAGACACGUGCACACAGACACAUGCGCACACAGACACGUGCACACAGACAUAUGCGCACACAGACACGUGCACACAGACACAUGCGCACAGACACAUGCGCACACAGACACAUGCGCACACAGACACGUGCACACACAGACACAUGCGCACACAGACACGUGCACACAGACACAUGCGCACAGACACAUGUGCACACAGACACAUGUGCACACAGACACGUGCACACAGACACAUGUGCACACAGACACAUGUGCACACAGACACGUGCACACAGACACAUGUGCACACAGACACAUGUGCACACAGACACAUGUGCACACAGACACAUGUGCACACAGACACGUGCACACAGACACAUGCACACACAGACACAUGUGCACACAGACACAUGUGCACACAGACACAUGUGCACACAGACACAUGUGCACACAGACACAUGUGCACACAGACACAUGCGCACACAGACACACGUGCACACAGACAUAUGCGCACACAGACACGUGCACACAGACACGUGCACACAGACAUGCGCACACAGACACAUGCGCACACAGACAUAUGCGCACACAGACACGUGCACACAGACACAUGCGCACACAGACACGUGCACACAGACACAUGCGCACAGACACAUGCGCACACAGACACAUGCGCACACAGACACGUGCACACACAGACACAUGCGCACACAGACACAUGCGCACAGACACAUGUGCACACAGACACGUGCACACACAGACACAUGCGCACACAGACACGUGCACACACAGACACAUGCGCACACAGACACAUGUGCACACAGACACGUGCGCACACAGACACGUGCACACACACAGAGACAUGCGCACACAACACCUCUCUCGCUCUCCCUCUGCCAUUUUCCGCAUGCUGUCUUUGAAAUCUUCUGCGAUCACCUGCCCCUCGCAUUAUUCAUAGUUCACCUACUUGACCGGGGGGGGGGGGGGGGACCGUAAUCGCAAUCACCAGAUGAUUAAUUGCACAGCCUUAUGCCCUCUAUACACUGUGCGAUUUUAAUGAUCUUAUAAGACCACUGUAUGACACACUGUGAGACGUGGAUCUAAUAAACUUUGGUACGACGUCAAGUUUCAUGUGUGCAGAUAGUACGAUGGCCGUUUACUACUGAAUCGCAGGUUACGACGUACGUCAAUAUGCAACAUCAUCAGCGUGCACCGCAUCAGCGUAUGUCAUCCAUCUGCACCACCAUAGGUAGCUUGCUCACCUGGAAGUUGCAGUUCCUCCUCAGUUUCCUUCCAUGCAGUGUCUUUUUUCUGGCGGUCAUGAUAGCAGCUGGCGGAAACAUCAAACCAACAAGGCUUCUGCUGCCACAGCUCCACCAAACUUUCCUCUUUCUAGGAGUUCCAGAAACUUCUUUCUGUUCGUUUUACCUCAAGCAAGCGAUCAUUUGUUUGGGCUUAGCGCCGGUGUCGCAGUGACCAUUGCGUCAUUUCGUGCUGCAUUUCUAUUGGUUGAUUAGUAGACGUAGGUCGUAGCAGCUGUCACACUGUGAGAUAGUCAUCCUAAAUUUCUGACACCGUCAGAAUUUUAUCUCAGGUUAUCUUUGGUCGCAAGACGUUGACAAUAGCCGUCCUUGAACCUGUCUCACAGUGCGGCGUAAGACCACCAUUUUAGAGUCACGACCAAAGAUAUUGCCACGUUUCUCCCACGAUGGUCAUUUUUCGUCUAACCCAUGGGCUGUAUGGGUCUAACCCAUGGGCUGUAUGGGUCUAACCCAUGGGCUGUAUGGGUCUAACCCAUGGACUGUAUGGGUCUAACCCAUGGGCUGUAUGGGUCUAACCCAU
Molecule: messenger RNA, 2874 nt
Organism: Epinephelus fuscoguttatus (brown-marbled grouper)
Lineage: Eukaryota; Metazoa; Chordata; Actinopteri; Perciformes; Serranidae
Product: histidine-rich glycoprotein-like
Exons: 2
Coding region: 355-2028 (557 amino acids)
Source: RefSeq, a predicted model, not a curated record